Molecule: messenger RNA, 968 nt
Organism: Myxocyprinus asiaticus (Chinese sucker)
Lineage: Eukaryota; Metazoa; Chordata; Actinopteri; Cypriniformes; Catostomidae
Product: E3 SUMO-protein ligase ZBED1-like
Exons: 2
Coding region: 134-892 (252 amino acids)
Source: RefSeq, a predicted model, not a curated record
CUUGGCAAGCUAAACUGUACCUUGACCUGUUGUACAAUGGCUUCAGGCUCAACAGAACCUGACACUGUUGAAACUUUAGUGUCAAAGAGGGACAGUAUGUCAGUUGUGUGGGACUAUUUUGGCUUUAAAAAAGAUGCUGCUGCGCAGUGUCAGGUAUUGUGCAAAACCUGCCUUGCUAACGUUGCUACCUCACGGGGCAACACUACUAUACCUGUAUCAGCACUUAAAAAAAUGCAUGGCUAAAAAGCCGAACACCAGUGUGUCAAGUAAGCCAAAUACCACCGGGCAGGGAUCACUGACCGUAAUGUUUUUAAGCAUAACUCCAUAUGAACGUACUUCAAAACGGCACAUGGAAAUUACUCAAGCAGUAACAGAGUUUAUCGCGAAAGAUAUGAUGCCCCUCAGUACGGUGACCAAGUCUGGGUUCACAGCUUUGAUAAAUACACUGGAUACGCAGUACAACAUGCCCUCACACACAUAUUUUAGCCAGGUCGCCAUACCGGAGCUACACAAAAAAUGCAAACAGAGAGUCGCAGCGGAGCUGAAAACAAAGGAGUUUUUCGCUGCUACAACUGACAUGUGGUCAAGCCGUACAGCGGAGCCCUAUAAGAGUCUUACGGUGCAUUUCAUUACUGAAGACUUCAACCUCAAAGCUUGCUGCCUUCAAACUGCCUACUUCCCAGAUGACCAAACAGGGGAAAAUAUUGCAGCCAGCCUGAGAGAGGGGCUUGUCAGCUGGGAUCUCCAUGAAGAGAACUUUGUCUGCAUUACGACGGACAACGCAUCAAAUAUGGUGAAGGCAGCACAGCUUAAUGAAUGGACCAGGCUCCAGUGUUUAGGCCACAGAUUACAUCUUGCCAUUGAAAAUGCAAUCAAAGAUGACAGAGCGUAAAGAGCAACAGGGCUGUGCAAGAAGCUGGUGGGGCACUUCUCCCACAGUUGGAAGAAGGCAGCAGCAAUGUCUGAGG